AUGUUCUUGUGUAGAUUUCAGACAGAACAGAAAAUAGAAAAGCAAAGGAAAGCAGCAACUGCAGAUCGAUCGCAGAGGAAACUACGGGAAUAUCUUCAUGAAGGUCCAACAGGAGCUGGAUGCUGUAAAAGAGUAUUUCCGAAGGCAGAUGGUCUGAAAAAUAUGUAUCCCGGUUUGAAAGAAUUUGAAGGGGGUGAGAGAGAAUGACUGAAUGAGCUAUUGUUCAGAUGACACAAAAUUACGGCUGGUGCAAUUAAACAACCCAAAAAGAUUCAAUACCACAUUGAAUGGAAUUUGUUUGCACUGAUUCAUCCGAUGGCACAAUCACAUCCGGUGGCUACUCACAUGGUUGCUGAUGAGCACUUUGUGUUGCAUUGGGCAGACAAUUUGCCACUUGAUUCCGGUGCUCCAUUGCUAUGUGUUUUGAUCACAACUUGCAACCGAACAAAAAAUGUCACAUCCGUCACUCACCUAGUUAUUAUUAUCUAUGAAUUGUGCUUUAUUAAAUUUAGAGUAGCUUUAUACGUAUUUAGUAGGUGUGAUCCGUGUAUUUUAUGAGUUUUAUUAAAGAAGUUAAUAUAAAUUGUUAAGAAUU
Messenger RNA from Lactuca virosa, 595 nucleotides. Lineage: Eukaryota; Viridiplantae; Streptophyta; Magnoliopsida; Asterales; Asteraceae. The record is from the annotation of a GenBank genome assembly.